This is a messenger RNA of Bursaphelenchus okinawaensis, 3109 nucleotides long. The record is from the annotation of a GenBank genome assembly. Lineage: Eukaryota; Metazoa; Nematoda; Chromadorea; Rhabditida; Aphelenchoididae.
AUGGCCAGAAGUAAGCCGUCUUUCUUUGCGAGGUUAUGAUAACAAUAGCUAUGGAGUUCAAUACACUUAAUUUCAGAAUGCCGUUCGGUAGCCCUACCAGUAGAUCUGAUGUUCAUUUUGGAUGGCUCAGGCUCGGUUGGUGGCGCCACGUUUGACAGACAACUUGAUGUACUAAACAGGAUACUCAGCAUAGCCGAGAUUGGCCCUCAAGAUACACAAAUUUCUGUGAUGCAGUACUCGACUUACACCUAUCUAGAGUUUCCUUUCAAACAAUAUUCAAGUAGAGAAGGAAUGAGAGAAGCUGUUGGCAAACUAAAACACCGUGGAGGCACUACAAAAACCGGUAAAGCUUUGGACAAAGCUCUCAGCGUGUUCACCAGCAAAGGGUCUGGCAGUAGAUUUGGCCAGAAGGGCGUUAAACAGGUAAUAGAGAAUAUAUACAACAAUAUAAAUUUUUAUAAAGUAAAAUUUUUAAGCCAAUAGAUAAACUAUGGCAGUCGAAAAGAGAUGAUAGAAAGAUAGACUUAACGUGAAGUCACUUUACAGAUAGCCGUCAUCGUAAGCGACGGUCAUAGUCACGAUGAGCCUCUGAAGCCAGCGUUGAAGCUUAAGAAUGCAGGAAUCAACAUAUUGGCAUUAGGAGUGGGACCUCAUAUCAACAUUGAAGAACUUGAGCUGAUUACUGGUGAUAAACAACAAGCAUUCGAUAACUUGACUAUGGAUGCUACAGUAGACCGAUUCAUAGACACAUUCAGAAAGGCAGCUAUCGGAGAACAAUGCGAGUUUCUGAGAGGAGAACAAGGUGCUGAAAUCGAAUGUUUGACUGAUAGCAUCAAGGUAAACAUACUCCUACUCAAGAAUACCUUACUGCUAUUGACUAUUAUUUAAAACGCUCGCUCGUAAAACUUAGUAUACAAAAUUCUUUAACGUUACAAUAAAUUUACAGCCACGUAAUACAGUAAACUUUUAGGUAUCCGUCACAAUGGAAAAAGACUUCUACGGAAAAUUAUAUGUAGAUGGACAGAGUCAGGUUGAUGGCUGCUUCAUUCAACCAAACUCAACCGACUUUCAAUUGAAUCUACCGUUGACAGAAUGCAAUAUUAACCAUCAGUUCAUGGUAAGUUUGACUAAAUUUUUUGUUAGUCUUGUAAUGUGAUUACUUCCUACUCUUCCACCAAACGCGACUUCUUGGUUUUUGAAAUGAUGACUACAUUUAGGUAAAUCCGAAAGGUCAAGCAUUUGAGACAGAACUCGUACUACAAUUCCACCCAGAGUAUAGAACGGCCAAAGACAGGAAGAUAAAGGCUCACUGUUUCUAUCAAGACAAAAACGAGAUUCACAGUUUGGACUGGGACCUUAUCAAAGAACAUACUCAACGAAAGAACGAGUAAGUGUCACAUAUCAUGAGCUAAUAUAAACAAAUCCCAUUUUUCCAGAACAACAGACCAAACGUUACCAUGUAAAUACAUGAUCGAGGCAAUAGAAAGACGACAAAAAGACGUUUGUAUCCCGAACCAGGUACUAUACCUUGGAGAAUUGGUACAACAUAAGUUUGAAUGCUCUGCAGGUAAGCCUUAUGACGAAACUACUUCAAAAUUCACUUCAAAUUAUUUAAAAUUCCAUUUUUAGAAAAAUUCGAUGCUUAUCAAAACAUACUCGUACACUCAUGUGAUCUGAUUGACCUUCGGACCAAUGUCUCCAAACGCCUAAUCGACCAAAACGGGUAAGUCUACAGUAAUAUUUGAAGCCAUUUAUGGUACUUCCAAUACUGUUAAAAGUAGAAUACCCAUAUAUUAUGGUUGGGUUUAACAACACUGUUACAGAUGUUCAACUGAACCAACCCUGUUCUCCGACGUGGUUUAUCUAUCCCCAAUGAAAGCCGUAGCUGACGGUGUAGCAUUCAGAUUCCCCGAUUCGAGACAAGUUAGAAUACAAUGCGACAUCAAGUUCUGCGACAAACUUAUGACUGAAUGCGACGAAAUCAUUGUAAGAUAAUCCUGUUUUAAACUAUUUACUUUAAGGUUUUAUAAGACAGACUUGCUAUUCCGCACCUUUUGCACUUUAUAUGUAGAAAGUUCAUGUAAAAUAAUGUUCCAUUUUAUUUUAAAUCCAAAUUCUAGCCACCAAAAUGUCAUAGAAACGAAACUAAAGUAUCCAAGCGUCAAUCAGGAUUCCCCGUAGCGUUGAGGCCGUUGCCUGUAACCAAUGAUGAUUCACAACCUUUGGUUACCUUCAAACAACAAGAAAAACACAGUAAGUGAAAUGUGGUAAAGACUACCGUAGGAUGCCAACUAAAAUCAGUUGUACCAUAAAUAAACAAGAUAUUUCAGAAAAAUUCAAUAUCAGACGACGAGGAGAGAUCGAACAAAGUGUAUUCGCUACUGUCAUCACUAAAGAAAGGUAGCUUGAACUUAUGUUAUAAUUGUUUUCGUAUAUCUUCACAGUCUCAUUUGUAAAUAUCGUUAUGUUAAUACAUUCUAGUUUGAAUGAAACUCGCCGUCGAUUACCAACCCCAGUAGAUGUCAAAGUACAAACUCAACCCUUCAUGCAAGUAGAUGACUUGGAAAGCGAAAUCAACACCUUAAAAGAAUUGGCACGGGAAAAUGUGUUGCCAAACCCCUUAGGCAAUAUUAACCGACCAACAACAAAAGAUUCCACAAAUACCAAAAACAACGCUACACAUGCUUCCAAAACCAUCGUUGUAGACAUGGAAAAAGCAAGAGAAAUCGACUUUGAGAAGAUCAAGGAAGCUGAGAAACUGGUCAAGCUGGGAUCAGCAGAAGAAGUCGAGAUGCAGGCCUUAUCAGAGUUCAGCAAAAUAUUCACCAAUCAAAACAACAUGCCACAAGUAGAUACAACUACCCAACAACCAUCUACUAAAGCUCCGUGUAGAGCCAUCGAUUGUAACAUCAGCAAGGAGACUCACGAUAAGACCACGAUAACAGAAGAUCCCUUCCAAGAUCAACUGAUUGAAGGCAGUGGAGAUGAAGGUCCCAUUCAGUUAGAUCAAGACCUUCUCUCUGUUCUACCACAAGACCAGAUUCGGUUACAGAGCGACAUCUUGGACAUUCACGAUGCACAGACGCUGAAUUGCAAAUUUAGACAAUAA